Molecule: messenger RNA, 1552 nt
Organism: Dalotia coriaria
Lineage: Eukaryota; Metazoa; Arthropoda; Insecta; Coleoptera; Staphylinidae
Product: GMP reductase 1-like
Exons: 5
Coding region: 263-1300 (345 amino acids)
Biological process (GO): nucleotide metabolic process
Cellular component (GO): GMP reductase complex
Molecular function (GO): GMP reductase activity
Source: RefSeq, a predicted model, not a curated record
AAAAGCGGCCGCAGUGCUUCGUUACGUGUUGACACGCGUCGACCGUCCGAACCGCGGCCCGCGAACGCUAUUAUUAGUUGCACAAGCUAACACCAACACUAGCUACGCUAAUCGCUAGAAAAUAAACAAUUAACAAACAAUUAUCGCUUUGCGAGCGCACCAUAAAGCGUCAGGUGUCAUUUUUAUGAUUGCACCUUGAACAGUGAGAAUCAUCAGUCGGCUGAGUUGUUACGCGGAAAUUUGACGCAAUCCCGAGCGGAAAAUGCCGAAUAUAAUCAACGAAAUCAAGUUAGACUUUAAGGAUGUUCUCUUGCGCCCGAAACGCUCCACGCUUCGCAGCCGUAACGAUGUGAAUUUGUUCAGGUCAAUUACGUUCCGCAACUCCAAACGGACCUAUGAGGGAAUACCUGUCAUGGCGUCCAAUAUGGACACCGUGGGGACAUUCGAAAUGGUCAAGGCUUUAUCAAAACAUGGAUUAUUUACAACUGUACAUAAAUACUACACAGUAGAUGAGUGGAAAGCUUUCGCCGAGGGAAACGCUGAAUGUCUGAAGAAUCUCGCGUGUAGUUCCGGUAUGACCCCUGCGGAUUUCGAUAAACUGGGCGAAAUUCUGCGCGCUAUUCCUGAGAUUUCCUUUAUUUGUUUGGAUGUCGCCAAUGGCUACUCCCAGCACUUUGUUGAUUUUGUCCGGAAGGUUCGGGCGGCGUUCCCGACACAUACUAUAAUUGCUGGUAAUGUGGUGACUGGUGAAAUGGUAGAGGAAUUAAUUCUCUCUGGUGCGGAUAUUAUCAAAGUGGGAAUCGGUCCAGGAUCAGUGUGUACAACACGAUUGAAGACUGGUGUAGGUUAUCCUCAACUUUCGGCUGUUAUUGAAUGUGCUGAUGCUGCGCAUGGCCUUCAGGGACAUAUUAUUUCGGAUGGAGGGUGUACUUGUGCCGGCGAUGUAGCGAAAGCAUUCGGUGCAGGAGCGGAUUUUGUAAUGGCGGGUGGAAUGUUCGCCGGCCAUGAUCAAUGCGGUGGUGAGGUCACCGAACGGGACGGAAAGAAGUUCAAACUUUUCUACGGCAUGUCUUCCAAUACUGCUAUGCAAAAACACGCAGGUGGAGUGGCUGAAUAUCGUUCCUCCGAGGGUAAAACGGUCGAAAUUCCCUAUAAGGGUGAUGUCGAGGGCACCGUAUUGGAUAUCCUUGGUGGUUUGCGUAGCGCGUGCACAUAUACGGGUGCUGGCAAGUUGAAGGAAUUGCCCCGAAGGGCAACGUUCAUCCGUUGUACACAACAGGUGAAUACGAUCUACAGCUAAUGCGAUCUGCAUCUAUCAACUUCUAGGACAAUUUAAUCUAAAUGACGCCCUGAGCGUUAAGCAACUUAAUUUUUAUUAAAUGUCUUCGCAACAAAGUACGGUGCGAGCUUGUGUGCGGCGCACGAAUUCACGCACGAUUUAAUGCACGCACUUUAAAAUUGAAUUAACGGUUGACAUAUAUGCUGAACAUGAUGACUAAUGUUAUCCAAACUUGUUGACUUUGUGUUACAAAUACAUAGUAUAACAUUUGUA